This is a messenger RNA of Glycine soja, 702 nucleotides long. Its product is annotated as 50S ribosomal protein L35, chloroplastic-like. Lineage: Eukaryota; Viridiplantae; Streptophyta; Magnoliopsida; Fabales; Fabaceae. The transcript has 3 exons. The record is from RefSeq and is a predicted model, not a curated record. The coding region runs from base 56 to 472 and encodes 138 amino acids. Gene Ontology annotation, molecular function: structural constituent of ribosome. Gene Ontology annotation, cellular component: ribosome; large ribosomal subunit. Gene Ontology annotation, biological process: translation.
AGUAGCGGUGUCUCUAUUAUCCAUUUUGGUUGAAGGGAGCUUACCUUACCUGAAGAUGGCUUCGGUGUCCUUUGCCGUGGGACUUUUACCUUACGCUUCAGUUCGAUUUCCCGUAUUGAGCAACGCCAACUCACUGAAACUCAGUUCCUCAGCUAGCAUCUCUACUCCAAUUCUUCAGCAAAAGCUCUGCUCUCUUCUUUCCCCCCUCCCUCUAAGCCCUCGCCCUCGCCCUCUCGCCAUUGUAUCCGCUAAGGGCUACAAAAUGAAAACCCACAAGGCAUCUGCAAAGCGGUUUAGGGUGACCGGACGAGGCAAAAUAGUGCGUAGGAGAGCUGGCAAGCAGCAUUUGCUCGUCAAGAAGAAUACCAAGCGCAAAUCCCGACUCUCCAAAAUGCACGCGGUCAGCAGGAGCGACUAUGACAACGUAAUUGGAGCCUUGCCAUAUCUGAAAGUAAACAGAAAUGCUACAUAGAUGUUCUGUUUGAAAAACUGAGUCAUAAGCCUAGCUGGGUUUAGUCUAGUGAUUUGUGACGUCUCAAAUCUGCUUUCAAAUGUUUACAGUUAGUUUUUGCUAAUUGAGAUAUCAGUACCUCAAGAUAAUGGUACACCUUCCUGUAUCAUGUAACAUUGGUAUUUAUUGACAUUAUUGUAUUGCAAGUUGUUUACCAUCUUCCAGUUUAUCUUUGCAAUUGAUUAGCAAGC